AUGGUUUGGCGCGUUGCCUCUCGGUCGGCGCAAGAGCCGGGGCAGUGGGCGGCUCGCCGAGUCGACGUCAUGCUCAACGAGUCCAACUCAACAGGCAACCUCUCAGACCUGGCACUCAACCUCGACCUCCCCGCCAGCCCCUACAGCUUGGCGCAGACACUAGUCAUCGCGAUCAUCGGCAUAGUGCUCUCCGUCCUCACCGUCGUCGGCAACUCGAUGGUGAUGAUCAGCAUCAAGAUCGACAAGCAGCUGCAGACCAUCAGCAACUACUUCGUGUUCUCGCUCGCGGUCGCCGACUUCGUAGUGGGCCUGAUAUCCAUACCGUUGUGCACGAUGUUCACGAUAUACGGCUACUGGCCGCUGGGGCCGCACGUGUGCGACACGUGGCUGGCGCUCGACUAUCUCGCGUCGAACGCGUCCGUUCUCAACCUGCUCAUAAUCAGCUUCGACCGCUACUUCAGCGUCACGCGGCCGCUGACGUACCGCGCGAAAAGGACUACACGCCGCGCGAAAGUGAUGAUUGGUGGCGCGUGGGGCUUCAGCCUAGUGCUCUGGCCGCCGUGGAUCUACGCGUGGCCGUACAUAGACGGCGAGCGGAAGGUGCCGCCGAACGAGUGCUACAUACAGUUCAUAGAGACGAACCAGUUCAUCACGUUCGGCACCGCGAUCGCCGCGUUCUACGUGCCGGUGACUGUUAUGUGCGUGCUGUACUACAAGAUAUGGCGCGAGACCAAGAAGCGGCAGAAGGACCUGCCCAAACUCCAGGGCGGGAAGAAGCACGACUCGUCGAAACGCUCCAAUUCCAGUGACGAGACCCGAGAAGUGGACGGACGUGCAAGAUCUGAAUCCGGAGACGCGGAUUCGGUUUAUCACGUCAGAGGCGCUUUGCACGACCAGCGGUUGCGAAACCAUCAGGGCUUAAGUUCGCGCCGCACAAAGCGAGGUUGGAAAGCGGUACAGGCGUGGUGCAUCGCCUGGUGGCACUCCGGCCGUGAGGAUUUGGAGGACACGGAGCCCGAGGAGGAGCCUUCGGAUCCGGGAUACGCGACGCCCGUGUCCGUGGACACGACCCUGCAGAGCUCAGUGUCCAGGUGUACGUCGCUUAAUGUCAUUAGGGACCCUUACGCAGCCAGAGCGGGGUCGGGUGGCACGACCGCCGGCGACGGGGGCACCUCCCCACUGCGGAGGAACUACGAAAAUCCAACGGCACCCAUACCGGCAGCGAGGGACAGUCGCUCCCUCCCACCGAACACCAGGAUUGACACCACACCACCGGCGCCCAAGUCGGCGUCGGCCGAUUCCGUCUACACCAUACUGAUCAGAUUACCAGACGCCGAUACGGAGAGGCCGAGCAUCAAGAUGAUCACCGAGGACUCGCCGCCGUCUAACGCCAGAACGCACUACCGGCCACCGGCGAGGGGUGACUCGGAACUGAACCUGCACCCGGCCGGCCACCCCGCAUUGACGCGGAGGACCUCCCACAUACAGGACGUCAGGAUCCCGCUGAACGCCAAGAUAAUACCGAAACAGCUCGCCGGCAAGGGUAUCGCGUCGAAGCAGCCGAAGAAGAAGAAGACCCAGGAGAAGAAGCAGGAGACGAAGGCGGCCAAAACGCUGUCCGCCAUCCUCCUGUCAUUCAUUAUAACCUGGACGCCUUACAAUAUUCUCGUCUUGCUGAAGCCGUUGACCGCUUACACAAAGUACAUACCGGACGAACUCUGGACGUUCUUCUACGCGUUGUGCUACAUCAAUUCGACCAUCAACCCGGUCUGUUACGCUCUUUGCAAUGCUACAUUUAGGAGAACCUACGUCAGAAUAUUAACGUGUAAAUGGCACAACAGAAAUAGAGAGGCAAUUUCUAGAGGGGUUUACAAU
Iphiclides podalirius (scarce swallowtail) is the source of this 1875-nucleotide messenger RNA. The record is from the annotation of a GenBank genome assembly. Lineage: Eukaryota; Metazoa; Arthropoda; Insecta; Lepidoptera; Papilionidae.